AUAAUAAACACUCUAAUGGAAUAUAGAAGAUUAGGAUAGACAGGAUUAAAAGUAUCUGCAAUAGGAUUUGGAAAUUGGUUGAAUGCUGAUGAUAAUGAAACUUUGGAAAGAAAUACAAAAAUAAUAUAAAAGGCUUGGGAAUUAGGAAUUAAUUUCUUUGAUACAGCUGAAGGUUAUGGAAAAGGAAAAGCAGAAAUACAAUUAGGAAGUGCUUUGAAAACAUUAAAUGUUUAAAGAUAGGAUUAUGUCGUAAGUACAAAGAUUUAUUUUGGUACAGCAUAAGAUGAUUUUCCAAAUUCUAGAUUUCUUUCAAGAAAACAUAUAAUUGAAGGUAUAAAUUAAAUUGAUUUUUAGGACUAAGUAAUUCGCUUAAAAGAUUGGAUUUAACAUAUGUUGAUAUUGUUUUUGCACAUAGAUAUGAUCCAUAGACUCCUUUAGAAGAAGUUUGUAGAGCAUUUGAUUGGGUAGUUAGACAUGGUUGGGCUCAUUAUUGGGGAACUAGUGAAUGGACAGCUUAAUAAAUUUUAGAAGCUAUUGGUAAUUAAUUAUAUUAUUCAAUUUAGGUAUUUGUGAUAGAUUAAAAUUAAUUAAACCUGUUGCUGAAUAGCCAUAAUAUAAUAUGUUAGUUAGAGAUAAAUUUGAAUGGGGCUAUAAUAAUGUUUUUGCUUAAGGAUAUGGAUCUACUAUAUGGUCACCUUUGUAUUAAGGAAUUUUAACAGGAAAAUAUAAUGAAGAUAUUUUAGCUGAUGGUAGAUUCAAAAAUGCAGAUAAUCCUAUUUUGAAAGGGUUUUAUGAAAGAACUUUAGGAAAUCCAUAAUGUAUUAUUAUAUUUAAUUUAUAGAAAAGACGCUGCUAAAGUUUAAUCACAAUUAAAAUAAUUGGGAGAAUUAGCUAAGGAACUUAAUAUUUCCCAAGCAUAAUUAUCCUUAGCUUGGGCAUUGAAAAAUAAAGAUGUCAGCACUGCCAUAACAUCAGCAUCUAAAAUUGAAUAAUUAGAAGAAACUGUCAAGUCUGUAUAAGCUAUAAAACUAAUUACUCCAGAUAUUGAAACAAGAAUUGAAGCUAUACUUUAAAAUAAACCUGAGACUCAAGUUAAUUUUAAGGUUUAAAAACCAUUUCCAACUCGUAGAGAUUUAUAUGCAUGA
This is a messenger RNA of Paramecium sonneborni, 1145 nucleotides long. The record is from the annotation of a GenBank genome assembly. Lineage: Eukaryota; Ciliophora; Oligohymenophorea; Peniculida; Parameciidae.